AAUUUCAUUUCUGUGUGCGAGAUGUGUAAGAUGUAUGUUGAUCAACACCUACAGAUAAACCAGCGAAGUUUACUGUUAAAUUUUCGUUCUGUGACAUCUUAACUUGUGAAAAUAUGAAGUGUACUCAUUUUCAAUUAUUAGCCUUUUCCGGCAAAGCUGUUGAGAUUAAAAGCUGAUACACAAAACAAGAGUUUUUCAGUGUUAAAACCCUAGAAAAUUUGAUGAGAUUUUGGAUGGUAAACAGCUAGCAGGGAGUAAAAUGACACAAUAAACUGACAGAUCGUGAGAUCACGUGAUGGAUCAUCGCCUAAACAGUUCAUCGUUAGUCAUGAAAGUAACAAUUGUUUGCACCCAGGAGGAAUGCUCACAUCAAACGGCAGAAUUUUAUGGCAAAAAUGCUGAUGUCAAACCGAACAAUUUUACAGCAACUUCGUCUUGAAAUUUGAGUUAGUGAACUGUUCAUUUCGACUAUUGUUUUAACUUACGGGGGAAAGACUGCAAUGUUUUAACAAGUCUUCAGGACAGGAUGACAAAUCCUUACUAGGAAGUGCAAUAUCUCUGACGUUUCAACUUUCAGAUUGAAAACAAAUCAUUUCAGUUCAUUUCUAAAGCAACAAAAAAUCAUUUUUUUCGAUAUAUUGAGAACUUGAAUUUUGUGUUAAGACCGAGAUAUCAUAUAACACUGUUAUAAUCACUCAAAAUAGAAGGAUAAAGUCUUGUGUAAGAAAUAGUUAAAAGUAUAAAGUGGACUUUUCUCCAUUGGAGUUAUCUGUAGCCAUGCCGUCAUCCACCAAAUGUGAAUUUGUCUGGAAACGAAAGCUCAGCUGGAGAAAACAAACCAUGGACGGCCAGUUAUACUGCGAGUCCCAUGUUCCGCAGACAAAGUCCACCCCUCCGAUCAGUCCAGAUAAUGAUGAAAACUCUACUCAGGCGUUGUUUGAGAUGCUGGUACGGACGCAGGAGCGAGGCCGCAUCGACGACCAAAGAUGCAACAUGCCAACCUUUAAAAAGAUUUCUCCAAGUGUAACGCCGUCAGAACUGAAGAAAAGUUUUGAAACAGUGGAGGAGGUUUUAAAAAGGCCCGGUCCCUACCCCAUGGUUCUCCAACCUUCCAAUGGAGGUUACUGGAUAGAGGGCUGCCAGACAUGCGACAGCAGGCGGAGCCUAGAAAACGGAAUAAACAAUUGUGCCGUAGACUGUAGAAUAGAAUACGAUGAAACAGCUCACUGCUACAGACAAUAUUUCCUAGGAAGGGAGCACUUUAAUUACUACACAGAAGAUGAUAGUCUAGGUCCUAUGAUAUUGUCUAUGAAGGAAGAAUAUAACUCGGAACAAGAAUAUGUCCGGGCAAUAAUCAGAACACGAUAUGCUACCCAACAUAAAUUGAUACCUGUAGAGCAGUUGGAUUCCAUACCAAACCCAAUCAAAGUAGCGAAGUGUGUAAAUGAUGAGAUCUCAGUCGACAAAUUCCACCCGGUACUGACGACAAAAGGUUCGGAGAUGAUUGUCCAGUACGACGAACAUCACCUUACCAACGCCUACAAAUUUGGUAUCAUCUACCAGAAGUUCGGCCAGACGACAGAGGAGGCGUUGUUUGGGAAUGUUUCCCACAGCAAGGCAAUGGAGGAGUUUCUCAGUGUGAUAGGCGACAGAGUGGCCCUGAAGAAUUUCAAAGGGUUUCGUGGAGGGUUAGACACACAUCACAGUCAGACAGGAGAGACAUCCGUGUACACACAUUUAGAAGACAAGGAGAUCAUGUUCCACGUGUCGACACUUCUCCCCUUCACGGAGGCCGACCCACAGCAGCUACAGCGCAAACGUCACAUUGGCAACGACAUCGUCGCCAUUAUCUUCCAGGAAGAAAACACACCAUUUGUGCCAAACAUCAUCGCCUCACAUUUCUUACACUCGUAUAUUGUGAUACAACCCAUUAAAGACCCAUUGACCCAACAUACACGUUACAAGGUGUCUGUUACAGCAAGGGAUGAUGUGCCGGAGUUUGGACCUAAACUGCCAAAGGAUGGAAUGUUUGAAAAGGGACCAAAGUUUAGAGACUUCCUGCUGACAAAGCUUGUUAAUGCUGAAAUGGCAUGCUACAAAGGUGAAAAGUUUGCCAAAUUAGAGGAGCGUACGAGAGCAGCGUUACUUGAAUGCCUUCACCAGGAACUGCAACGCAAACACAUAGAAGUGUUCGGCAUGCUCCCAGUACUCAGCUGUAAAACUGAGAGUAAAACAUUCAUCGAGUCGUUCAAACGUGUGUUAAGUACCAAAGGUAGAAACCAGUCAGACAUCAACCUCCCGUUGUCAGCGAGACGGAAUGGCACCUUCCUACCUACCGUCGGUGAGGAUGAUAAACCGUCCAGUCCUAAAAAAUCACCAUCACCCAACAAGAAACUGAGUCGACAAUUUUCAUCAAGUAUUGAGCGGAAACACAAAGAAAAAUUAGUACAGAGAAUAGACAGCCAAAGUACACAGUCCUCUUACAAAACGUGUAGUGCCCCCUCCAGUCCUCAAUCUAGUCCCAGUAGUACAGCGUCUGCUCCAAGAAUCAGCUAUGGUUUGCAAUUAUCACCAUCCAACUCUGAAAGUUCCUUCAACAGUAUAGAGGAGUUUAGUACUACACCACAAAUGUGUAACCCCGAGGACUCGGACACUGGCAUGGUAGGUCACCAGGGGGCGCCACCGACUACCCACAAUGCACUUGUCCGGGAGAGCAUGUCAUCUGCAGGGACACCCAAUAAUUACACAAAACCUUCCAUGUCUAACAGUUUCCAUGACGAUGGAUGUGUUUUUAUCACAGAUUGUGAUCAAGGAUGUGAUACCACCCGACAGCAGCUAGAAUUCCUUAAAACAGAAGUACAAAAGUUAAAAAAUGAGAAAACGGAUUUAAUUCGCCAAAACAAGACUGGCCAGAAGGAGAUAAAUGGAUUAAGACAAGAGGUUCAUAGACUCAGAUUAUCUACCAUAGAAAUCAGUGCUGAAGCUACGGUGUGAAAACACAGUGUUGACUUAAUAGGGAUUUCUAUUGUUAUCUUAAGUACGGGUUAAACAGAAGAGGAUUUCAUUGGUUAUCCGAACACUUUCUUCUGUUUAUUUGAAUGUUUCAACAAACAUAUUAGAGAUUAUCUUCAAUUUUUUAAGAAUUCAGGUGUCAGGAACGAAUGUUGUGUGUUUUGGAGGAGAGAUCACAAAGUCUAAUGUUGGCACAAGUCAGUGGAACAUUCUUCAAAAGAUUGAAGAAAACCAUGAUCAUGCCUUAUGGAAGUACAAUGAAUUGAAAUGAGCUGUUUGUCAGACACGUUAAGGCCACUUCCUGUUUCUAAUGGAUUUUGGGAAAGACGUUAUCACAGGAAUUUGUUUUGGGUCCUCGGAUUCUUAAACUGCAUUCACAGAUUAAGAAAUUACAUUUUCUGGUACGAUAUACCGGCAAAAUUGCUUGAUCAGUGAUGUGAUCUGACAAAUAUCAUAUUAUUGGUAACUACAGAGUUAACGUUAAAACCUCAUGUUUUGUCUGAUGAGAUGUCGCCAUCAAAGUGGGAUUUUAACGAUGGACUUAAAACACAUUUAUGUUCUGUAGAACGGUAAAAGAUUGAACUUUUAUCAAACAGUCAGUAUGAUACAAUUCUAAACUGUGUCAACAAGAACUGUGGAUUUUAAGCAGCCUUUGUCAUGUAUGUGAAGAUGUGAGCGAUUUUGGACCAAAGGAACUUUAUAAAAUGGCCAUCAUUUAUCUCGAUUCCAUGUGGAUAUUGACUUGAAUAUUUUCACUAUGAAAUCAUGUUUGAUGUCAUCGUCAUCUUCAUCUUUUUUCAUCAUCAUUAUCUUCAUCAUUAUCUUUUUCCAUCAUCAUCAUCUUCAUCUUCAUCAGCAUCUUUUCCAUCGUCAUCAUCAUCAUUACUACAUGUGCUUUUCAAGUGGUGGCGUUCAGACUUGAUCAUGUGAGCUUAUCGAACCGUCAAAAAGAUCAUGUGAUUUACUUUAUUACCAUUACAUGGAUACAGGACUUUAAAUGGAACUGACUCCUGAUUGGUUGCAUUCCCCCUGCGUGUCUCAUUUGAAGUGCUAUAUAUAGAUAUCACUAUAAAUCAUAAAUAUAUACCUAUUUUUUUUAACAUUCUCAGAGUUGGAUAUACGACAGAUUGCACUUUGUGAAUGGCCUCAGUCGGAUUGGUUGGAAGACAGUUGCUAUAGAAACACAUGCAUUUCCUCAAUUUAAUGACAUUCACCCUUUAAAGACACAUUUGAGCUCUUCCAAUUCAAAGGCUUGAAUAGUUCAUAAAGAAAUUUCAGGGGUGAAUGAGUUAAAGAUGGAAAAGAUGUGGCUCUAAAUAUUUGUCUUUGGAGAACAUGAAGCUAUUUUUGCAUCAAUACAGAAUGUUUAACUUACUAAUCUAUAUUGCUAAUCCCAUUUAUCAAAUCAUUGCUUCAGACAAUUCAGCUAAUAUUAUUGCAUGCAUGCAAAUACAUGUUGGUUUACAAACAAUUCUUGUGAUAGAAAUUCCUGGACUAAUUACCAUGAGAUGAGUAUGAAAUGUUGUCCUCAACUGGUGUUCAGUGUAGGUAUUUUUUUUUUGGAACCUGCAUUUAUAUGAUUUAUUAGGUGAGCCUUUUUUUAACAUUGAAAAGUGAAAUUCAAGGAAAUUAAAUCUUGAAAAUUUGACUAAAAAGCAUAUUUUAGUAUUUUUUAACCAAUUACCAAAGACACAGUUCCAGAAAUUACUAUUUCAUUUUGAAUCAUUUGAAAUUUUGCAUUACAAAUCCAAUCAAGCAGGAAAAAGGUAUUAAAUUAUGAUAUUUUAACAGAAAUGAUUAUUUUUUGGAUAUUGAUUUUGUGUUUUCUGUUUAUAUAAGUUCACCUGAUAUGAAAGUAUAUUCUAUAUUUGAAUUUGGCAUGAAUCAACUUUAUAGCUUGACCCUAUAGCUAUAUGAAUACUGUGUCUAAACCCCAGAAUCUAUGGAGACUGUGACUAAACCCCAGAAGCUAUGGAGACUGUGACUAAACCCCAGUAGCUAUGGAGACUGUGACUUAACCCCAGUAGCUAUGGAGAUUGUGACUAAACUACAGUAGCUAUGGAGACAGACUAACCUACCAUAGCUAUGGUGACUGUGACUACACUCUGGUAGCUAUGGAAACUGACACAACCCUAAGUAGUUAUGCCCUUGUGACUUAACCCAAGUAGCUAUUGAUACUAGAACUAGAUACUGCGACACAAUUUGAGAAGCUAUGGGUACUGUAACACUUCCCCAGUAACUAUGGUUACUGACACAACUGUAAGUAGCUAUGUCCCUGUGACUAAACCCCAGUAGCUAUGGUUACUGACACAACUGUAAGUAGCUAUGUCCCUGUGACUAAACCCCAGUAGCUAUGGUUACUGACACAACCGUAAGUAGCUAUGUCCCUGUGGCUAAACCCCUGUAGCUAUAGUUACCGACACAACCUUAAUUAGCUACGUCUCUGUGACUAAACCCCAGUAGCUAUGGUUACUGACACAACCGUUAGUAGCUAUGUCCCUGUGACUUAACCCCAGUAUACGCUAGUAGCUAUGGCUACAGUAAACACAUACCUUGUUGCUAUAGUAAAGUAAAUUACUUGUCCCAGAUGUGGCAUCAGUGGUGCUAUAAAAUAGAGAUUUAUCAUUUACAACCAUGUGCAAUAUAUUUGUAUAAAAGUGUGAAUGUUUCUUAAAUGGAAAUUUGUUCAAUAUCAUAUGUUUAUUAUAUUAUUGCAUUCUAAAUAUUGAUAAAUAUGCUCUGUUCAAAUGUCAAAAUAAAAACAAAUCUAG
Messenger RNA from Mizuhopecten yessoensis (Yesso scallop), 5783 nucleotides. RefSeq names its product rap1 GTPase-activating protein 1-like. NCBI's taxonomy places the organism in Eukaryota, Metazoa, Mollusca, Bivalvia, Pectinida, Pectinidae. The transcript is spliced from 19 exons. Gene Ontology annotation, biological process: regulation of small GTPase mediated signal transduction; activation of GTPase activity. Gene Ontology annotation, cellular component: cytoplasm. The coding region runs from base 778 to 2994 and encodes 738 amino acids. The record is from RefSeq and is a predicted model, not a curated record. Gene Ontology annotation, molecular function: GTPase activator activity.